Carassius carassius (crucian carp) is the source of this 2721-nucleotide messenger RNA. RefSeq names its product phosphatase and actin regulator 2 (gene phactr2). Gene Ontology annotation, molecular function: actin binding. Gene Ontology annotation, biological process: actin cytoskeleton organization. Bases 282 to 2162 code for a protein of 626 amino acids. The transcript has 14 exons. The record is from RefSeq and is a predicted model, not a curated record. Lineage: Eukaryota; Metazoa; Chordata; Actinopteri; Cypriniformes; Cyprinidae.
UUGGUACUGCCUGCAUCUCUAAAGAGCGUGACCUCAGUCUUCCUCCGGAUAAAAGUCUUUGUAGAUGAUUAUCAUUUUGAUGGAGGUGUUUCCAUUUCUGUCUCAUUUGCUGAUGUAAUGCAGAGGAUUAUUUGCAGAGGAAAGACAUGCACAACAUCUGAUGAGACUCGGGGAGAAGUAGCCAGUCGACUUCGUGUUUUUAAAAGUUGAGUUCUCCUAAACAGGUGACCAGAGUUCCUUAUUACAACCGAUAAACUGACGGAAAUAUAAAUACAAGCGGAAUGGCAGAGGAAGACGGUUUUUCAUACCUAAAGACAUUUCCUCAGGUGUUUCCUGUAUUUCGAGUUCGCUCUUUAAGUGACACCUCGGCUUUUAAGUCUAGAAUAUUGACCAGAAUCCGUUCAGCCUGCUCAGUGGAGGGACUGGAAAAAUCUUCUCUGGCCAACUCUGAUGUGGUGGUGGGAAGCUCGCAGUCUUCUCAGCUGAAAGGAAAGGGGAAGCUCUCUUCUCUGGGCAAGAUCUUUAAACCUUGGAAAUGGAGAAAGAAGAGAACCAGUGAUAAGUUCCAGGACCUCUCAAAAGUUCUGGAGAGGAAAAUAUCCACCAGGCAAACUCGAGAAGAACUCAUAAGAAAAGGUGUCCUUAUUCCAGACCAAGAUGAUCCUUUGAACACAGAGACCUUGAAUGGUCAUGCAGUGCCCAGCGGAGUUACUGAAAAGGUCAAAGUAGACAUUGAAACUACAGAACUGGUCCCCGAAGAGAAACCAGACUUGGCAGCGGUGGCAGAGGACCCAGAAGAGAGGAAUGACAGCAAAGGCAGCCCCCAGGCCAGUGAGUCAGCCACUCCAAAAACCCCUACCAAAAAACAUCAGGCCACACCCCAAAAACCCUCCAGUGAGGCCACAAGCACAGGCAUGAAGAAAGUGGGCCAAGCAGGGGGUAAAAAGGUAACCAAGAGCACCAAUAAACAGGUCUCCGCUCCUCCACCCAAACAAACCACACGAACUGCCGCUCGUGGCAAUGCUAAACCUUCAAAUCCUAAAAAAACUGCAGGCACAUCCAAGAGUUCCUCUCAGGCCUCAGGACAGUCGUCUUCAUUGACCAGCUCCAAGACCCCAAAGAACAACAGCUUAGAAGCGCAACCCAAGUCUGCCAAGAAAACCGAACCUUCAAGGUCACCACGGCCCCCUUCCAAACCCUCAUCUGAGACCACGGAAAGCUCUUCUAAAAAGGACAGAAAGAAAAAAGAAGUUACGUCCAAUAUUGAGAGGGCUGAGGAGACGUCUCAGAAUGGGAAGGGUGCCAGUCAUCUCUCGGAGUUGUCUGCAAAGAAGGACAAAAAGCAACCCUAUGUUAACCAAACCACAGAGGAAACAUCCUUCUCUGGAUCUUCCAAUAGACUUUCUUCAGACACCUUAGGGCAGCCUGUGAGCACAGAGAGUGAAACGGGGAAAGAGAGGGCAGUGGUAGAACAGACACAGAGGACUGUUGGGACUGAUGAGGGAGAGAGACAACAAAUCGUCAAUGUGGAAAAUCCAGACGUGACUAUCAUUCCUGACUCCGUUCGAGAAAACCAGGCCAAUGACUCUGAUUCAGAUGGACCUAUACUCUACAAGGAUGAUGAAGAGGAGGAUGAGGAGGAUGAGUAUACCUCUAACUCACUUGCCAACAAAAUUCGCCGCAAGGACACACUUGCCAUCAAACUUGGUAACAGGCCCAGCAAGAAGGAGCUAGAAGAGAAGAACAUUCUCCCACGGACCUCAGAGACGGAGCGACAGGAGCUAUGGCAGCAGAUUGGCUGUAAACUAGUGAGACGGUUGAGCCAAAGGCCCACCACAGAAGAGCUUGAACAGAGAAAUAUUCUGAAACAGAAAAAUGAGAAUGAAGAACAAGAGGCCAAGCAGGAGAUUAAAAGAAGGCUAUCCCGAAAGCUCAGUGUCCGGCCCACAGUUGCAGAGCUGGUGGCCCGUAGAAUUUUGCGCUUCAAUGAAUAUGUAGAGGUCACAGAGGCAAAAGACUAUGAUCGCCGUGCUGACAAGCCCUGGACCAGGUUAACCCCUGCAGACAAAGCUGCUAUACGUAAAGAGCUUAAUGAAUUUAAAAGCAAAGAAAUGGAGGUCCAUGAAGAAAGCAAACAGUUUACCAGGUUUCAUCGGCCCUGAGGCGGUGCCUGGUUGUGGGGGUUCUGGAUAGCCACUAUCUCGAGGCUCUCUCUUCCUGUCUCUUCGCCAUGCUUCCUGCUGGGAGACUAACAGACUGGCUCCCUGCGGCAGCCGGCUCUUCUCUGGCACUGGCUGCACUUUGGUUCUUGCUUUCAGCCACUAGAGGGCUACAGCGCGGCUAAAGAUAGGUUUGGGAUGCCAUUGCGAACUGAAACGGAAAGAGAGGGGACCUUCAAACAAGAUAAAGCAAUGCAAUGGUUCUGACAAGUGUUUUUCAUAUCUGUAAUGUUUUUGCACACACUAAGGAUAAGACUUGCACUCUUUUAAUUUAAAGUGUCCCUGAUAUUCUCUCAAGGUUAAGCACAGCAGUGUGAAAACAUUUGUAGCGCGUGCAAUGACUCAUCGGUGGCUCGCAUUGUUGCUGCGUGCAGCUUGGAGGAUUUUUUUUUAUGUGUUUUGUUUUGUAUACAUGACAUAUUUCUUGCAGUAUUCGUGCAGAGUCCAGUAAUAUCUAUGAAUAUCUGUGCAUGUGUGGAAAAAACAAAAAAACAAAAACAAA